ACAAAAGUUUAUGUUGAUUUGUUUUGGGUUGAUGAUGCGAAAUCAUGGAAACAACAGAGAUUCACAUAACUAUAAGUUCCCAAACGUGUCGCGUUUGUCUGGAAACCCACGAGACCACUUUGUGCCUCCACGAUGAGAUCGAGUACAACGACCUGAAUAUGGAACUCUGGGAGCUGUUGGAAUCCGUGUCCAAAGUAAAGUACACCUGGACGGAUCCGAAUCUGCCGAUGCAGCUGUGCCAAAGUUGCACUCGCCGGUUAAUCAGUGCCUACGAAUUCAUUCUUGAUGUAGAGAGUGCACAGAAAACUUUGCAGAAUCUGUAUCUGCAGCAAGUUGAUGCACCCAAACCGGAUGAAGGCCAUGUGGAGGUGGUGCAGCUGGGUGGUCAGCAGGCCGUAGUCGAUAUGGAGGAAAUUCGGUCCGCCUCUUACGAAGAGCAACAGACGGAAGUAAAGGAGGAGUUUGAAGACCUAGACACUUCCGAAAUAUUAAAAUCUGAAACAGAAGAAGAGCCGCUGUAUACAGCACAGCUUCACAAAGAGGAUGCGGAUCAGCCUGCUAAGCUACAGAUAUUGCCAGAGGAGCCAGAGAACCAACAAUUAUCUCAAUCGCGACCUUCCCAGCUAGGCAGCCGUUUGUCCCACUCGGAGAACUUUAUCUACAAAUGUGCCGAGUGUCCACGGGUUUUUGCUAAAACCGAAUCCCUCUCCCGACACUUUUCGCAUGCUCACAGGCUGACAGCAGUCGUUGCCGCCUCGAAGUUGGCCAACGAGAGUAGUGGUACCGGCCUACUGACCUGUGAGCACUGUCCACGCUCUUUCAAGCGGCAGGACACCCUUCGCCGUCACAUGCAGGCGUUUCAUCCCGACGCAACGCCCUUGGAAACCGAUGACGCACCGGAAAAUUCGCCACGAAAACGGAUAGCCAAGCGGAAAGACUGUCCCUACUGCGGCCUCAGCUUUCCUAUGUCUAGCCUCACGAUCCACAUUCGCCGGCACACCGGCGAAAAUCCGUAUAAAUGCAGCCAGUGCGAAAAGGCCUUCCCGCGCAGUCAGGAUCUCAGUUUGCACAUGCGCCAGCACACCGGCGAGCGACCCAGUGAGUGUAAGAUUUGCUCCAAGAAGUUCAUCUCACAAAACAAGCUGGCUCGGCACAUGCAUCUACAUACCGGCCAAAGGCCUUACUCCUGCGACUUGUGUAGCAAGACCUUCGUGCAAUCCAAUGAUCUGAAGAUCCACAUGAGGCGGCACACUGGCGAACGUCCAUAUCAGUGUGGAGUGUGCGGAGACAGCUUCGUUUGCGGCUCGCUCCUGAAUAUCCAUCGGAACCAAAAGGGACAUCAGGAGGCGGUAAACUCAGGCAAUUUAACCGAAGGAGCCUUUGCUGCGGAUCCCUAUGAAAACUCCAGGGUCAACAAGCGACGGGCAGAAGAUAUCGAGCGCAUGCGUCUGCAACGUGACCCCAGCGAUCUACUACAACAGCAACAAGGAAUUCCACCGUCCACUGAGCUGCCUUCAAUGGCCUACAGAUGCGGAGUCUGCGAGCAGAACUUCAAGAGCGGCGCCCUACUGACCAUCCAUCGCAAUAAAAUGAGUCAUUAUGAAGUAGGCAGGGACUACGGAGAUCCCUUUGGUAAAAACAGAAAAAGCUAGGAGCAAAAUAACAAAAAAAAUAGAAAUAAAACUCAAGUGCAAGAUUAACCCGAAUUAGUUAUAAUUUUAUUUUUGCUUUACUCAGUUUUAACAAAGUUUUUAAUGUAGAAAUCCUGGCUUAUGCAAACAUGUGACAAUUAAGGAGAAAUAUUUACUAAGUUAAAAAUUCAAAUGAUUUUUAAGCUAAUAAGGUUAGGUUUAGCUUUUUAAUCCUUUUUUAAAGUAUUUAUAAAAAUUCCGGUUUUAUAGCAAUAAAACACUUCACAUACAUUUAACCAA
Messenger RNA from Drosophila ficusphila, 1931 nucleotides. Its product is annotated as zinc finger protein 2 homolog. Lineage: Eukaryota; Metazoa; Arthropoda; Insecta; Diptera; Drosophilidae. Gene Ontology annotation, biological process: regulation of transcription by RNA polymerase II. The record is from RefSeq and is a predicted model, not a curated record. Gene Ontology annotation, molecular function: zinc ion binding; RNA polymerase II transcription regulatory region sequence-specific DNA binding; DNA-binding transcription factor activity, RNA polymerase II-specific. Bases 45 to 1652 code for a protein of 535 amino acids. Gene Ontology annotation, cellular component: nucleus. The transcript is spliced from 2 exons.